CGAGAAUUCUACGAGGUCAACGACGACAACCGACGACGCCGCCGCCAAUCUCUUGAGACCACCGACCUAGAGGUUCAAGGACAGACAAAAUGGCGAACAACAGACUCCAAUACCGCCGCCGGAACCCGUACAACACGCGGUCCAACCAGGUCCGCAUCAUCAAGACCCCCGGCGGUGAGCUUCGUUACCUUCACAUCAAGAAGAAGGGCACUGCUCCCAAGUGCGGUGACUGUGGCAUCAAGCUCCCUGGUGUCCCCGCUCUCCGCCCUCGCGAGUACGCUCAGAUCUCCCGCCCCAAGAAGAACGUCAGCCGCGCCUACGGUGGUUCCCGCUGCGCCGGUUGCGUCAAGGACCGCAUCGUCCGUGCUUUCCUGAUUGAGGAGCAGAAGAUCGUCAAGAAGGUCCUCAAGGAGUCUCAGGAGAAGGCUGCCGGCAAGCGCUAAAUGCAUCAUAAAUAUCAAUAAAUGAUGUUUUUUUGUGAUUAGAGGAGCGAAUUAUGGAAAAUUUUCUUUAAAAAAUUUGGCUCGGUUCUAGGGUUCUUUCAUUCUUCAAUGAACAAAGAACGGCGCGGCUAAAAAAUUGAUCACGACGGGGUAAUAUGUACGGGUCGUGAUUCCCAAUGAAUGAAUUCUUCUAUUCAUGAAAUGAGAUUUCCAUAUUUUUUCA
Aspergillus eucalypticola CBS 122712 is the source of this 666-nucleotide messenger RNA. Its product is annotated as 60S ribosomal protein eL34. Bases 90 to 443 code for a protein of 117 amino acids. Lineage: Eukaryota; Fungi; Ascomycota; Eurotiomycetes; Eurotiales; Aspergillaceae. The transcript is spliced from 4 exons. Gene Ontology annotation, biological process: translation. Gene Ontology annotation, molecular function: structural constituent of ribosome. Gene Ontology annotation, cellular component: ribosome. The record is from RefSeq and is a predicted model, not a curated record.